AUGAGGGGCUGGGCGCACGAUCCGACAGACAAACGCAAAUGGCUCAAAUGGAUUGGCCCAGGGCCAGCCCCUGAGCCUGGAGAAUAUACUAUAAUGACUGACUACGAAAAAUACACCCCAAAAGGCGUCACUAGAAGACAUUUUUUGGAAGUCAAAGAACAUACAGUUAAUCUUGAUGGGGUGGAGUUCAAACGGGCAAAGUUAUAUAAUGGCCUAUUUCCUGGCCCCUGGAUUCAGGCCUGCUGGGGCGACGAUAUUGAAAUCACUGUUAGAAAUAAGCUCCAAUAUAACGGGACUGCAGUUCAUUGGCAUGGCCUUCGUAUGCUUGGAACUAAUUUGCAUGAUGGCGUUCCUGGAAUCACUCAGUGCCCGAUUGCUCCAGCUGAUACCUUUACUUACAAAUUUAAAGCAAUUCAAUAUGGCUCAAGCUGGUAUCACAGUCACUACUCUCUGCAAUAUACAGAUGGGUUAGUAGGUCCUUUAACAAUUCAUGGCCCGUCAAGCGCCAACUACGACCAGUCCAUCGACCCACUGUUGAUGCAAGAUCAUCUUCAUACCAGUGCUUUCCAGGCAUACACUAUUGCUCAGAAUGGCCGUCCUCCAAGCAUGCAUAGUAUAUUAUUAAAUGGAAUAGGUAGUUAUACCGGGCUUGGUGCGCAAGCUCCAACAAGAAAGUACAGUACUGUAGUGACAAAGGGGAAAAAAUAUCUUCUGCGUCUUAUUAACACCUCUACCGAUGCUAUAUUCGUUUUUUCGAUUGAUAACCAUAAUUUCACCGUGGUCGGUGCUGACUUCGUACCAAUGACGCCCUAUCAAACUGAUCAUCUUGUCGUUGGUAUUGGCCAGCGAUAUCAUGUUAUUCUUGACACACUUCCUAACGCUACCAAUGGAUCGGCAUAUUGGAUUCGCCUUACACCAACUACCGGAUGUUCAGUGUUUGAAGCAAACAAUCCCCCGGACGAAAAGGUGGGGAUACUCUACUACGGAAGGAGAACAACUACCAUGCCAACCAGCACCGGACAAGGUUUCCCCGCCGCAUGCCGUGAUGAACCGUUUGAGCGACUGAAGCCCUAUCACCCAUGGCAGGUUCCUGACCCUCAAGUUGCCCCCACUCCGCUCAGCGCCAGCAAUGAUAUUGGUCUCGGGAAAUGGCGAAUGCCCGGGAGGCCUGGUACGGGUCCAGAAGUUAAUUUCUGGGCCAUUGGGCCAUCCCCAAUGUAUUUGAACUAUUCCCAGCCAAUGGUUAAGAGUUUGGACCGGUCGACGUGGGACGACACUUGGGUUGUAUAUCCAUCUGAAGAACAUACAAGCAACGAUUGGGUGUAUCUUUUAAUUACCGGACUGAAAAGUUUGACCGCAAAAGUUGGUGUACAGAUUCCUGCUGCUCACCCAAUUCAUCUUCACGGACACGAUUUUGCUUUACUACAACAAUCCAGCGAGGCGUUUAAGCCAAGCCUUCUAAACCUCAAACUCGAUAAUCCACCUCGCCGUGAUGUGACUCUGCUUCCCGCGGGUGGUUUUAUCGUCAUUGCCUUCAAAGCCGAUAAUCCAGGGUCCUGGGUCAUGCACUGCCAUAUUGCAUGGCACGCAUCGAUGGGCUUAGCACUUCAAAUUCUUGAACGUAAGAAUGAUUUUAAGGCACUCUUGCGGACUCAGCCGAACGAUGUUGCAGAGAUGAACAGAGUGUGCCGAAACUGGGAUUCCUGGUAUGGCAAUCCGGCUAACCACUGGAACUCCAACGACUUCUUCCAGGAGGACUCGGGAAUCUAA
This is a messenger RNA of Ophidiomyces ophidiicola, 1770 nucleotides long. RefSeq lists its product as uncharacterized. Bases 1 to 1770 code for a protein of 589 amino acids. The record is from RefSeq and is a predicted model, not a curated record. Gene Ontology annotation, molecular function: copper ion binding; oxidoreductase activity. The transcript has 8 exons. NCBI's taxonomy places the organism in Eukaryota, Fungi, Ascomycota, Eurotiomycetes, Onygenales, Onygenaceae.